ACGGUAAACCGUUGGUCCCGGUUACUACUUACUGAUGUAAGUAAGUAGUCGUUACAUAUGAGCCAUAUCAGGGUGCCUUUGACACCAGGGUUGAUGGGGUUGGUAAUCCACCUAACAACCCACACGAUUGAAGAAGAUUCGGGCACAAACCCUGGAAACCACAUGAUAUCAAGCGAUCAAAUUAUGCCUGGCAAUCAGAUAGAGAAAACGUGUCCUAAAAGUGAUUUUAGUAUUUCAUAUCCCUGUACAGUUCUAGGAACCAUCUCACGCGUAAGUUGCCCUUGUAGACGCAUUCUGUGGACGAACUGACGUCCUGGCCAUUGACCCGACCACAUCCGCGUCAUCUCCAACCGUGUGGCGGUCCACACCCCAAUAAUUACCAUCUAAUUAUACAAUACAUACUCACGCCCGUAAUCCCUAAUAGGGUGGGCACUGUUGAUAAAACCAAGAUGGAUAUGAUGAAUCUUAUGGUGACAAGGAUAAGCCUACGGCCCAUAACAAUUGGCCAUCAAGUUAAAAAUAACACAAUCCCUCUGUCGUAUGUUGUACACGCCCGGGAAGAUAAGCAGCUGGACGUGUUGUUUUUUUUUUCUUUUUUUCAGUCCAUCAUAAUAAUAACAAUAAGCAUAGAUAAGUAGAGAGUUUGCCGUGUGCCUGUAUCGUAAUUUAUAGUUGUAACAUAACAUAACAAAUACUAUAUUGUACAAACAGGAAAAUAACAAAAUACAAAACAAAAGAGAAAUAGAAUGAGUACAAUAGGCGGCCUUAUUGCUCAGUAGCAACAAGGCCGUUAAGGAUGUGGUAAUUACAGUGUUAUAAAAAAAUAUAUAUUAUCGAACAACUAGAUCCAUUUGUUGUUUGUUAUAAUUAUUAGAUAAAUAAAUAAGUCGUAAGAGUAAGGAAGCGUGCGCGGACUAUCUGCCUCGCUCGCGGAAGAAGUGUCGGGGCUGUAGCCAUGUGUAAGAGCCAAAAACCAGAAGGCAACAAUACUUGGUACUGGGCCACAGUAUGCGUCCUGUGGGUCAUGCAUGAUUCAUACAAGUAGCAGUGAAACGAGAGCAAACAGAUAAUCCCGUGUGACGUCAACUUAAUAUUGACUUACAACCGCACAGUUCGCAAGAGUAAAUGUUCUCAUGUCUCAUUAACAGCUGGAGCAUACAGAUAAGUUUGUUUACUUUUACAUCACCGCUGCUCAAUAUAAAGCUUAAAAACGUGCAUGCCCGCCAGUUAAGCGUUAUUAGCCGUACUUAAGUGGUGUGCCUUUCUUGACGAUGCCAAGUGUAGGUAAUUAGUGAAUUUUACUCGGAACAGGAAAGUUUUAGCCUUAUGACAAAAUCUUUAGGUGGAAAACCCAAAAGAUUCUUGUGCUCCCGUCACCAUGUUGGACAUAAGAUGGACAGUGUUAGCAAUGAUCGCGUUGUGGUGCGCCCGCGCAGCUGCGGUGCCGACGGUGGAUGUGCACGCCGUCGUCAACCACACUAUCUGCCCCACUGAGUUUACAGUCGAUGUGGACCCUAACCGCGAGCCGCGGGUCAUCAAAUACCUGAAGUGCGCGCAGGAGGACGCGUCGGCGCGGUGCGCGCGCGCCGGCAUCCCGCGCAACGAGUGCUGCGCCCACCGCCGCCCCGGGGGGCGCCUGCACUGCGUCGAGCUGCACGACCAGGUGACGGUGCAGUACGUGCACGCCGGGCGGCCGCCCACCAGCGUCAUCUACGACGUGGCGGUGGGCUGCGCCUGCAUGCUCACCGCCGUGCGCCCGGCGGCCCGCCCCGCCGGCCCCCAGUGAUCAUCCAGGAGUGUGGGCGGCGGGCGGGAAGGAGCCCCGAGCAAGUACCGCUCACAUCACCCUACCGGAUUGUAUGAUAACGGAUACCGUAAGCUUGGUCCCAACCAUGGGAGGGUUUACCCCCGAAUGAUGUGUGAUAUUAAAUUAUGUGGUACACUGUUACUUUUGGAAAACUUCAGCUUCGGUGCUUAUAGCAAAACCGAAUAGGUUAAAUACUGAACUGACAUAUUAGUUCCUAAUACAAUCUAGUAGUAGCCUAAAUUGUGUAAUGUGUUUUGUGUGU
Molecule: messenger RNA, 2069 nt
Organism: Pectinophora gossypiella (pink bollworm)
Lineage: Eukaryota; Metazoa; Arthropoda; Insecta; Lepidoptera; Gelechiidae
Exons: 4
Coding region: 1379-1786 (135 amino acids)
Source: RefSeq, a predicted model, not a curated record